CCCAUCUCUCUCUCUCACAGUCUCCCAGACAUAUGCAGAACCAGAGGCGUCGGGGACAAUAGGGAAAAAGAAAUAUUUUUUGAUGAAGGCAUAUCACUUUGAGAGCAAUCAGACAUGCAAAUAGCCCUUCCAAAAAUCAAGCAAGUCUUUGAAGAGAUUUAAAAAUAGAAAAUUUGGAAUUUUAUCAUGGAUCACAAGACUGAAGGGAAAAGGAAGCAGCGACAUAGCUUGACUUUACUGGAUCAAUUAAACAGUAUGAAAGAAUUAACACAAAUGGUUGAUGUGAUCCUUGUAGCAGAAGGUGAGAAGUUCCCCUGCCAUAAACUGAUAUUGGCUGCAUUCAGUCCCUAUUUCAAAGCUAUGUUUACCUGUGGCUUGCUUGAGUGCACCCAAAGAGAAGUGGUGCUCUAUGACAUCUCAUCAGAGAGUGUGUCCAUAAUACUCAACUACAUGUACAGUGCAGAUUUGCAGCUCACUAAUUUCAAUGUCCAAAGUGUUGCUGUUGCUGCAUUUUUUAUGCAGAUGGAAGAUGUUUUCAAUGUGUGUCAGAAAUACAUGAUGGACCAUAUGGAUGCUUCCAACUGCGUGGGGAUCUACUAUUUUGCAAAGCACAUUGGAGCAGAAGAAUUGUCCGAUCAAACCAGGCAAUAUUUGUAUCAGCACUUUGCUGAGGUGAGCUUGCAUGAAGAAAUAUUAGAGAUUGAAGCACAGCAAUUGCUGAGUCUCAUAAGAUCAGAUGAUCUGAAUGUAUCCCGGGAGGAGAGCAUUUUGGACUUGGUCCUCAGAUGGGUGAACCAUAGCAGAAAAUCACGUGUCAAGUACCUGAUUGAACUCCUGAAGCAAGUGAGACUGGAACUUGUAAGUCCUUCUUUCCUAGUGGAAGCUCGGAAAAGGAACACGGUGCUUCUCUCUAACUCAGAAUGUCAUGAUAUGAUUGAUGGAGCAUUAGAAACUAUAAAGAAAUCCACCCACCCCUCUCUCAGUCUUCGCUAUGGCAUGGAGACCACCAGUCUUCUACUUUGCAUCGGCAAUAAUUCUCUGGGGAUUCGAUCAAGACAUGGUAGCUAUGCAGAUGCCAGUUUUUGUUACGCUCCUGCAACACAAAAGACUUAUUUCAUUUCCUCCCCAAAGUAUGGUGAGGGUUUAGGAUGUGUGUGUACCGGUGUUGUCACUGAGAACAACGAUAUUAUUGUGGCAGGGGAGGCCAGUGCUGCCAAAACGUCUAGACAAAAAACCAAGAACAUUGAAAUUUAUAGGUACCACAAUAGAGGAAACAGGUUUUGGCAAAGUUUGUGCACUGCUCAGUUUCGUGAACUCUAUGCCUUGGGCACUGUUCAUAAUGACCUGUAUGUCAUAGGAGGGCAAAUGAAACUGAAAAAUCAAUAUCUGGUCACAAACUGUGUUGAGAAGUAUUCCAUGGAGCAAGAUAGCUGGAGAAGCGUGGCACCUCUUCCAGUGCAACUGGCCUGCCAUGCUGUGGUAACAGUAAAUAAUAAACUCUAUGUGAUGGGAGGCUGGACACCACAGAUGGAUCUCCCUGACGAUGAGCUGGAUCGAUUAAGUAACAGAAUGUUGCAGUAUGACCCAGGCCAAGACAAAUGGACAGAGUGCACACCAAUGAAGUACUCCAAAUACCGUUUCAGCACAGCUGUAGUCAACAGUGAGAUUUAUGUCGUGGGAGGAAUUGGCUGCUUGGGUCAAGACAGGGGACAGGCACGGCAAUGUCUUGAUGCAGUGGAGAUUUAUAACCCUGAUGGGGAUUUUUGGAGAGAUGGGCCUCCAAUGCCGUCUCCUCUCCUCAGCUUACGAACCAACUCCACUAGUGCAGGCUCGGUGGAAGGGAAGCUAUAUCUCUGCGGAGGAUUUCAUGGAGCAGCUCGCCAUGAAAUUAUCACCAAAGAGAUCCUAGAGCUGGAUACGUGGGAAAACCAGUGGAAUGUGGUGGCCAUCAACGUCCUCAUGCAUGACAGCUACGAUGUCUGUCUUGUAGCUAGACUGAACCCCCGAGAUCUUAUCCCCCCACCCUCUGACCUAGUGGAUCAAUAGAAAUGAAGUUGUUCCUUGUGCUUACAGAUUCUGUUGUAGCUGAAGAGCUCAGAAUAGAGAGAGAUGUGCAGCUCGACCUUGGAAGUGACCUGAGGUGAAAAUUGGGUUCUACAGAGAUGAGUCUGUGACAUGCUCAAGCAAGCAGCGCCUUAGACCUGUGAUCUCAGCCACUGCUAUGUACUCAGUAUUGGUACUUCAAGCUUUUGUGAUUGAUACUAUAGGCUUCCCAUCCCAAUAAGCCUCUGGAGUUGGCCCAGGCACCCUACCACAGCACUUCAUCGUUUAGCCACGAAAGCUCUAAUGUACAAUGCAGGUUGGGCUACUGUGGGCCUUAGCCUCACCAUCAUAGUUGCAGCCCAAGGCCCAUUGCAGGGUAAAGCAGCACAACUGAAUGAGAGCCCUAGCAGGUGCAGAUAAAGUUUCAAGGGAAGAUUCCGUCUUCACUUACAUGCUGUGCACCCUAUUGAUUUCAGCAGGGUUAACAAGGGUGUUAAGAGCUAGCAGAACUUGGUCUGAAAUUCGUACAGUUGCCCAAAGGGGAGCCCAGUGCAUGAGCUGUGGUAGUGGGAGAGAAGAGGCAAGGAGCCUUCCUUUCUUUUGCAUUCCUGCAGAGGGGCCAAGCAUAGUCCCAGUAGGGAGCACAGACUAGAGCAAAGAGUAAUACUAACUACCUUAAAGAGGUUGGGAUGAAUGUAGGCUGUGGCCCUGCCACCCCCUCUGGAGGUGAACCAGUUUUGGGGGAAAGCAUCCUGCAUCUUCUCUCAGGAUUCUGAAGCUCCUGCACCAGUGUCAGGAGGAAAUCCAAUGCUCAGGGGCUUGUGCUGCUGUGUGACCAGGUGUAGCCAGUACCUUGAAGGUACAAUCUGGCUCAGUUUUAAAACCCUUCUUAGUUAGAACUUUGAAUACAAUAUUUGAAAUGGGGGGGAGAGAAAUGAAACACAAAAAUAAAAAAUUAAACCAACUUUAUCAGCAAAUGAGAGAUGCUGUCAUGCAUCCACACAAAGAGAACAAAGAUUCCGACAGCAGCUCCUCAGCAGUUUAGCAGUUGUUGUUUAUAUCAGGCUAUUGUUUAAAUAGAAGUAGCUUUCAUGUAGCAUUGGGAUAAACUCUGCACCAAAAGAAAGAUUUUGCUUUUUCCAGAGGGACUUAAGAGUAGUUCAGACAGAAUGAUCACAUU
Molecule: messenger RNA, 3223 nt
Organism: Dermochelys coriacea (leatherback sea turtle)
Lineage: Eukaryota; Metazoa; Chordata; Testudines; Dermochelyidae
Gene: KBTBD12
Product: kelch repeat and BTB domain containing 12
Exons: 6
Coding region: 187-2046 (619 amino acids)
Molecular function (GO): protein binding
Source: RefSeq, a predicted model, not a curated record